GGUAUUCUUCAAAUAGAAACCCCAAGUCAAUAGGUUCCGUACCUGAGGGUAGUUGACUUGUUAGAAAUAGUGGGAGAGUAUUUAAUAAAGACCUAUUAGAUACUUAAUUCAUGAUAAUAACUAUCUUCGCAAAACAAAUCUGUAGAUGGCAAACAACAACACAAACAACCUCGCCCUGCGUUCCAUUCUGGAUAAAGAUAAAUUGAACGGAACAAACUUUGUUGACUGGCAACGCAAUCUCUGCAUUGUUCUCCGCAUGGAUGAGAAAGAGUAUGUGCUCGAAAAGCCCAUUCCUCCUGCCCCUCCCGCUAACGCCCUGAAAGCGGUCAAAGAUGCCUACGAGAAACACGUUAAGGAUGACAACCAGGUUAGCUGUGUCAUGCUGGCUACCAUGAUACCCGAGCUGCAAAAACAGCACGAGGACAUGAAGGCCCACGAGAUGAUCGUGGCCUUGCGGCAGCUAUACUAGGGGCAAUCCAGGCAUGAACGUUUUCUCGUGAGUAAGGCUCUCUUUAGUUGCAAGCUCUCUUCAGGGAACCCGGUCGGUCCGCACAUUCUCAAAAUGAUUGGUUACAUAACCAAUCUGGGAAACUCGGGUUCUCCUUGCAGAAGGAGUUGGCAACGCACCUGAUCCUGCAGUCGCUCCCUGAGCUGUAUAAGGGUUU
Molecule: messenger RNA, 665 nt
Organism: Cuscuta campestris
Lineage: Eukaryota; Viridiplantae; Streptophyta; Magnoliopsida; Solanales; Convolvulaceae
Source: the annotation of a GenBank genome assembly